Molecule: messenger RNA, 2518 nt
Organism: Calidris pugnax (ruff)
Lineage: Eukaryota; Metazoa; Chordata; Aves; Charadriiformes; Scolopacidae
Gene: UPF3A
Product: UPF3 regulator of nonsense transcripts homolog A (yeast)
Exons: 10
Coding region: 19-1380 (453 amino acids)
Biological process (GO): nuclear-transcribed mRNA catabolic process, nonsense-mediated decay; positive regulation of translation
Cellular component (GO): nucleolus; cytoplasm
Molecular function (GO): telomeric repeat DNA binding
Source: RefSeq, a predicted model, not a curated record
GGCAGCGGCGGCGGCUCCAUGCGGUCGGAGCGGGAGGCCGGGCCGGGGCCGAUGCGGGGCGGCGGCCGUGACCAGUGGCCCACGGAUAUCCCGCUGCGACGGGAGUCGCCUCGCCGCGACCCGGACCCUUCGCCAAACCCGCCGCCGCCGCCGCCGCCUACUUCUUCCCCCCCCUCCCCGCUGCCGCCGCCGCCGCUUCACCCGGCGCCGGGGAAACAGCGCGAGGAGAAAAAAACGGCCCUGAGCAAAGUAGUUAUUCGACGGCUUCCUCCUUGUCUAACCAAGGAGCAACUGGAGGAACAGCUACAUCCUCUACCUGCUCAUGAUUAUUUUGAGUUUUGCACUGCUGAUCCCAGCCUUUAUCCUCAUCUCUACUCAAGAGCAUACAUUAACUUUAGAAAUCCUGAGGACAUCCUUCUUUUUAGAGAUCGCUUUGAUGGCUAUGUCUUCAUUGACAGUAAAGGUUUGGAGUAUCCUGCAGUGGUUGAGUUUGCUCCAUUCCAGAAGAUUUCAAAAAAGAAGCUGAAGAAGAAAGAUGCUAAAGCCGGGAGCAUUGAAGACGAUCCAGAAUAUAGGAAAUUUUUAGAGAGUUAUUGUGCUGAUGAAGAGAAAAUCUGUGCCAAUCCUGAGAUUCUUUUGGGAGAGAUUGAGGCCAAAACAAGGGAACUCAUUGCUAGAAGAACAACACCCCUUUUGGAAUAUAUUAAAAAUAGAAAAUUAGAAAAGCAGAGAAUACGAGAAGAAAAAAGAGAAGAACGAAGGCGGAGAGAAUUGGAGAAGAAACGUCUGAGGGAGGAAGAGAAAAGGAAGCGCAGAGAAGAGGAAAGACGUAAAAGAAAAGAACUGGAGAAGCAAAAGAAGAUUUCUGAAAAAGAAAUAAGGAUCAAGCUUCUUAAGAAGCCUGAAAAAGGAGAUGAGCUGGCCAGUGAAAAGCACAAAGAUAAAGGUGAAGAAGCUGACAUUGAAGAAAACAAAUGGGAUAAAUCACCUGGAUCUGGGAGUAUAAAAUCCAAAUCAUUGGAGGGUUCACUAAAAGAACUUAAGGAAAAGACCGCCCGGCCAUGCAGCUGUACCAGCCAGGAGCUCGCAUUCGGACACAUACGGCAUCUACAAGUAAAACCUACGACUGCAGCGCCAAAGCCUUUGAAGAUGCUCUUGAUAAAAAGUAUGAGGCAGAUCAUUCAGCCGGAGGUGGUUCUGAGAAGAGCGAAGAAGCAGAAUAAAACAAACUGGGGGUGUGGGGGUGUGGGGGAAAGACUUGCAAAAAUGGAUGAAGUUAAGAUUCAGUGUCAUCAUAAAAAAUCCAUAGGGCUGUUUCCGAACUCCACAGGUGAUUGCACCACUAAAAUCGUAAUGGUUCUGCCUCUCUACUUUCUGUAAAAUAAAGGGAAGAGGGACUGAAGACGUGUAAAGUAUCUUACAGCGAAGGAAAAUCGUUGCUUUUUUACAAAAAGCAGAGCAAACGCUCUUUGCCUAAUUUAAAAGCAGUUCAAUGUUUUAUUAGAUUUACCUUGAAAUAGAAAACCUCUAAGAGCUUUAAAGGAGUAUUUCUAUAAGACUUUUUGGAAGCUAUUUCACCUUUUCAAGUCUCAAGCAACAAAACAUAGUUGAACCCUGAGGCACUUUCGAUGUGUUUGGUCCCAGGACCCCUUCUGCUGCUGUGGGGGUGGCUGGGGGGGCUGCAGUGGGGCUGGGUGGGACCGUCCUUGGGAGGGAGGAAGCUCUGGAGCCAGGAGCGUUUGCAGGAUGAGGCCCAGAGUUUGCAGAGCUGUGAGGGAAGGUGCGUGGGUCUCUGUACCUCAUUGUGUUUACAUUGUUUUUCAGUUCCCUAUAGCGUCAGAUUAAGUGUUAGUGAAGCUACGAGUACAUUGUUGGAGAGUUUGAUGUUUUCUGAGCCACUUUUGCCUUUUUAGUUGUAAUAGAUUCUUGUGCUUACAACAGAAAAAAAGCUAACACAAACCUCAGCACUUAAACAAUAUAUCCGUUUUAAUAAAUUAGCUGUUUUUUAUGUUUUUGACACUGACUUUAAAAAAAAAAAAAAGUGGUUGUACAGUGAUGAAUUUUUAUAAGCUAACGUUUCAUAUGAGUUGCAGUUGCAGGAUUUGGAAAACUGUAUGAUUCAUGAAUGUUCUGCAGUUCUAUUUGUUAAAAAAAUAAACACACGUGAAUGUCAAUUGUAAACUACCAUUUUGUAAGAUCUAGGCCCAAUUCUGCCUUCUGCUGCCGGCACACACAUAUACAUAUAAGUGUAUAUAUAUGUAUAAUGAUAGCCGCAUGUUUACGGAAAGACAGAACAUGUUCAUUUAUCUUUCACAGCUGUAAAUUUCUCAGUUGUCUGAAACCGAGACCUGCUUUGUCAUUGAAGUUAAAUAGUAAGAUAUUAAUUUAUUUUUACAUCCUCUUUGAACAUUUUGUUAUUGAGCAUAACAUCUGAUUGUUCUUGACUGAAAAAUUAUUUAUUGUAUUUUCCAGAUACUAAGCAUUAAAUAGAAUAAAAGCAAAAAGAUUUUGACUAUGA